AUAUUUAUUUCAUUUCCACUUCACUUCACUUCUGCCAUUAACUCAAAGCUAUUAAACUUCAAAAAAGCUCUUACAUUUUCCCUCAUUUUCUCUCAUUUUCCUUCAAUCCAAACAUGCACCAUCUCCUUUACAUCCUCCUCUCCCUCUUCCUCUCACCUGCACUUUCAUCUCCGACGGAAGUUCAGCUUCUAAUGCAAAUCAAAGCCUCUCUCGACCCAAACAACCAGUUUUUAACCUCAUGGCAGUCCAACUCCAAUCCUUGCGGCGGUUCUUUUGAGGGUGUUGCUUGUAAUGACGAAGGCCACGUGGCUAAUAUUUCUCUUCAGGGAAAGGGUCUUUCCGGUCAGAUACCGGCUGCUGUUGGUGGGCUCAAGAGUUUGACUAGUUUGUAUCUGCAUUUUAAUGCAUUGAACGGUCCGAUUCCUAAGGAAAUUGCUGAGUUAACUCAACUCAGUGAUGUUUAUCUCAAUGUUAAUAAUCUUUCUGGGGAAAUUCCAUCUCAGAUUGGCAAUAUGUCUAAUCUUCAAGUUCUGCAGCUGUGUUGCAAUAAGUUGAGUGGGAGUAUACCAACACAUCUGGGAUAUCUGAAGAAACUAAGUGUUCUUGCCUUAGAAAAUAAUCAGCUGACUGGUGCAAUUCCUGCCAGUUUGGGGGACUUGGAAUCGUUAACAAGGUUGGAUUUGAGCUUUAAUGGCCUUUUUGGUUCUGUACCAGUAAAAUUAGCAGAUGCCCCUAUGCUACAAGUUCUUGACGUCCGGAACAACAGUCUCUCUGGGAAUGUACCUCCAGCUCUAAGGAGGCUGAGUGAUGGAUUCCGAUAUGACGAUAAUCCUCACUUAUGUGGAAUUGGGUUUCCUAACUUGGAAACAUGUAAAGCUUCUGGUCUUCUAAAUCUAAAUAGGCCUGAACCUUUCAAACCUAACGGUACUUUGAAAAAAGAAAUCCCUGAAUCUGCAAAAUUACCAUCUAAUUGCGACCAACCCCGCUGCUCAAAUUCAUCUAAACCCCCACAUUAUGGUACCAUUUUUGGUGUAAUUGGAGUUCUCAUUGUUUUCACCAUCACUGGACUAUUAACAUUCACUUGGUAUCGUCGUCAAAAACAGAAAAUCGGCAGUGUUUUCGAUACUUCAGAUGGCCGGCUGAGUACUGACCAGGCAAAGGAGGUUUACCGGAAGAGUGGCUCUCCGCUUAUCAGCCUAGAAUAUUCAAACGGGUGGGAUCCGUUAGCGAUAGGCCAGCACGGAAAUGGAUUUUCUCAAGAAUUUUUUGAGAGUUUCAUGUUCAAUUUAGAAGAGGUGGAACGAGUGACUCAAUGUUUUUCAGAAGUGAAUUUGUUGGGGAAGAGUAAUUUCUCUGCCACCUAUAAAGGAAUCCUGAGAGACGGAUCAGCUGUUGCCGUAAAGUGCAUCAACAAAACAAGUUGCAAAUCUGAUGAAGGAAACUUUUUGAAGGGGUUGAAGAUUUUGACCUCAUUGAAACAUGAAAAUCUGGUGAAGUUAAGAGGCUUUUGUUGCUCCAAAGGAAGAGGAGAAUGUUUUCUCAUUUAUAAUUUUGUUCCAAAUGGAAAUUUAUUGCAAUAUCUCGACGUAAAAGAGGGCACCGAGAGGAUUCUUGAAUGGUCCACCAGAGUAUCUAUCAUAAAUGGCAUUGCCAAAGGUAUUGGAUAUUUACAUGGGAAUAAAGGAAGUAAACCUGCUCUAUUUCACCAGAAUAUAUCGGCUGAGAAGGUGCUUAUCGAUAGACGAUAUAAUCCAUUGCUCUCAGGUUCUGGCUUGCACAAACUCCUUGCAGAUGACAUUGUCUUCUCCACACUCAAAGCAAGCGCUGCAAUGGGAUAUUUGGCUCCUGAGUACACAACAACUGGCCGUUUCACUGAGAAGAGUGACGUUUAUGCAUUUGGUAUGAUUGUCUUGCAAAUCCUUAGCGGAAAAAGUAAAAUCUCAGUGACGACUCGCCAGGCAGUGGAAUCAUGCAAAGUUGAACACUUUAUCGAUGCAAAGCUUGAGGGAAAGUUUUUAGAAUCAGAGGCAGCUGAACUUGGGAAAUUAGCUCUUCUCUGCACUCAUGAAUCCCCUGAUCAAAGGCCAACAAUGGCAACUGUACUGCAAGAACUAAGUGGAUUUACCAUUGCUCCCUGACUUACAUUCAGAAUCUUGGAAAUUCUGCCUCAAUUUUCAUAUGACAGGCAAAAAUUUGACUUAAUCCCUCACUAACUACUGUAUUAUCACGUCGUUAGGACUGAUAUUGUUGUAAACAUUGGUUAUGUAGUGUAAUCUAUGUCUAGAAAGUUGUAAUGAACUGAAUUAAGGUGUAAGGAUGAAUAUUCUCUCUUAUAUGAUCAGUAAAACUCACAUUA
Molecule: messenger RNA, 2356 nt
Organism: Mercurialis annua (annual mercury)
Lineage: Eukaryota; Viridiplantae; Streptophyta; Magnoliopsida; Malpighiales; Euphorbiaceae
Product: probable leucine-rich repeat receptor-like protein kinase At5g63930
Exons: 4
Coding region: 114-2138 (674 amino acids)
Biological process (GO): protein phosphorylation
Molecular function (GO): protein kinase activity; ATP binding; protein binding
Source: RefSeq, a predicted model, not a curated record